Messenger RNA from Rhododendron vialii, 1833 nucleotides. Its product is annotated as auxin-responsive protein IAA32-like. Gene Ontology annotation, cellular component: nucleus. The record is from RefSeq and is a predicted model, not a curated record. Bases 900 to 1505 code for a protein of 201 amino acids. Gene Ontology annotation, molecular function: protein binding. Gene Ontology annotation, biological process: regulation of DNA-templated transcription. The transcript has 3 exons. Lineage: Eukaryota; Viridiplantae; Streptophyta; Magnoliopsida; Ericales; Ericaceae.
AAAAAGAUGUUUUAAUUGUAUUUGUCUGUCAGUAUGGGUUAUGUACUGAUUCUUGUCUGGCAACAGCUCCCAGACCAUUUCAAAUUUGCCCAUCCUCUGAAGUGAUCAACUAGAUAGUGCAAUGCCCUGUAUGUAUAAACCUGGUGGACCCUAGUUAGAUGGUAGUAUAUAGGAAAUUCAAACCAUGCAUUGAGUCAUUCUUUUUUUCAACCAGUCACUCAUUGUAUACCAGAACAGUGGUUAGAUCCUCCUGUGAAUUAGAUUUCCUACAAAAUAAUUUGAAAACCCUUCAGAUGUGCAGGAAACUGAUACCUUUCUUUCUUUCUUUCUGAGUAAUACUGAAAUUUACUUGAUGAAGAACAACAAUGCAUUACUCAACUACGUUUUAGAUAUUUGCAGUUUCCUAACAAAUGAUCAAGGGAUAUGAAUACAGGAAAAAGAGAGAGUUGAGAAGUGUAAUUGUACGCGAACACUAAACUUACAAACAAUGGGGCUAUAGCACCGUGGCCUAAGCUGAGCACUUAAGUGCUAUCCCGUUGAUGUACUCGGGUUCGAGUCUGGGAAGGGGGGGACCCCUUCCAAAAGGUUGAUCAUUGUAGCAAUGUUGGGAAGCAAAAUCCAGACCUACUUUUUCAAAGAUAACAGCGGCCAUCCUUUGUUCUUCUGUUCUUUUGUCACUUCCAAGUGUUGUAGCAUGUUAUAAAGUGGCAGAAACACAAAGACAAUUCCUCAAUGAUUGAUAAUGGGGAAAAGGUAAAGGGUCUCCUUGUCUUCCAUUUCCCUUGCAUCUCAUGUAUCAUGUUGAGAUCUUUCUCUCUCUAUAUAUGCACAUAAAUAUCAGUCUCUAUAUAAUGCUCAUUGAAGUGCCCUCAAAAGCCCAGGAAUAAUUUUGUGCAGCCAUGGAUUCAAACACAUCAGGGUACCUUCUAAACCAUACAAAUCUUCACCCAGUCUACUAUCAAGCCAAGGAGGAUGAUAAUAUAAUUGACUUGGGACUUAGUCUCAGAGCCUUGCAGCCUGAAGCUUAUCAUCCAUCUGGACAAGAUGAUUACGGGGACCUGAUAGAUUGGCACGAGUUGAACCCUGAGCGUAAAAUUGCGAAGAUGGGAUAUCCUCCAAAGAUGAGGCAAGAUUUUGAUGAAGAAUCGGAGGGAGUACAAAGCAAACAGCGAUGGGCUUAUAUUAAGGUCAACAUGGAAGGGAUAAUUGUUGGUAGGAAAAUAUGCCUACUUGAGCAUAUGGGUUACUCAACCCUUGCCACUCAGCUUGAGGACAUGUUUGGCAGACAGUCCCCAGCUGGGUUAAGGUUGUUCCAGGCUGGGUCAGAGUUUUACCUGUUUUACAAGGACAUGGAUGAGAAUUGGAGGACUGUUGGCGAUUGCCCAUGGAAGUAUAAGUUUCUUCCCCAUAAUUCCUUGUUUGCUUCUAACUUUUGUUGUUGUUGGGUUGGCAUGGUAGUAGUUAAGGUCUGGGAAAUAAAGGUUUGGUCACUCCUGAAGUUUUAGAUUCGAAAUCUCUUUGGUGCUGUCAACUCUCGUGGGGUCGGUUUGUACAAAGCUUUGUUCUGAAUUUUGUUGAGACCCCCGCAAGUGAAAAGUAAGAUUGGUUCCCCAGCAUUAGUCGAGACAAUAGAAGUCUGAGUUAUCAAAAUUUUUGUUUAGCAAAAUGUCCAAAAGAUACCACCUCUGCCAUUCAUUGUGGAUGAGCCCACAAUCUAUAUACCUUUCUGUAUGUUCUUUGAGAGUUUUUAGUAGUAAAACUUUCUUUAAUGAGCAAUCGUGUGAUGAUCAUUAAUUCAUUAUCACAUAAUUAAUGACUUUGAUUAUUAUCAAA